ACCCUUCUAUCUUUCUCACUUUUCGUUGCCAUCACUCCAUCCACCAUGGCGUCCGCGGAAGCUACUACUACUGAUGCCACAGGCAGCGGCAAGGAUGAUAACAAGACAACCAUCACCAUAUAUGCCCUGCCAGGCAGUCAGUUCACUGGAAAGGUGAUUGCGGCGGUCGAUGCUCGAUCCAUAGAACACUUCUGUGUGUUUGUUCCAAUACCGUUAGAAGCCCGGAAAAAAUUUAUCCCCUCUGGUGGGACGUUGGUUCCAGAACUCAAGGCUGUUACAGCGGAUGGUGAAGUCCAUAUGAUCCCAGACAGUGAAGCAAUUCUGCAUUGGUUCGAUGAUAACAUGGGCACCAAUUAUUUCCCUGCUGAUAGUGAAGCCAGCGAGUUGUCAGUGAGGGCUUCCGACAAGGUUCUGGCAGGUGCUGUAUGGUACUUUAACUGGGCCGAUCCAGAAGGGUAUAAAAACAGCAUGAAAAGGAGCAUGGCCAGGGCCAUGAUGCCUGCCUUUCUUCCCUCAGUUCUAUCCGAAAUGAUUGUCGACCUUUUUCUGUCCAGUAUCAAAGCCAAAUACCGACAGCUUAGCAUGGAAGCCAUGUCCGCAGACGAAGCCGCAAUGAACGACCGCAACCAGAUUCGUGCCAAGCUCAUUGAUGAACUAUCAUUUUUUCAAUCCUACCUCAAAACGGAGGAGCAAACCUACUUGUUGGGCGACACCUCCACAGCCGCCGAUUUCUCCGUCUAUGCACAGGUCGAACGGUUGGUCGGAGACAUGGGAGAUGUGAACCUUUUCCCUUCCAUUCCCGAAUUCAAGACGGAAACUCCCGAGUUGGCGCGGUUUUGGAAGUGGCAUGACAUGAUGAGAGAAAAGCAUCCACUCAAAUUCAAAGGAAAGAGGCCUCCUGCUGCUUCCAAGUAAGUAAUUUAUUAGUAUCAACUGAAAUCGUGGGCAAUCAGCAACGGAAAAAGCAGCAAAGGAGAAAAUGUGAUGGGCUCGUAACUAUACGGUAGCAAAGGGUUCCAGCAAAUUCAUGUAGUUUACCGUAGGCGAGCUCUCUCGUGAAGGAUUGAUUGCCAACAAAUCUAAAUCCAGUUCAG
Messenger RNA from Seminavis robusta, 1094 nucleotides. Lineage: Eukaryota; Bacillariophyta; Bacillariophyceae; Naviculales; Naviculaceae. The record is from the annotation of a GenBank genome assembly.